Messenger RNA from Bursaphelenchus xylophilus (pine wood nematode), 6297 nucleotides. The record is from the annotation of a GenBank genome assembly. NCBI's taxonomy places the organism in Eukaryota, Metazoa, Nematoda, Chromadorea, Rhabditida, Aphelenchoididae.
AUGGAGGUGCCGCAGAUCGUACUUGACCAUGAAGAUGAGGUAAAUUGGGGAUUCGGUUUUUAGUUUUAUGGUUUUUAAUGGGUUUGGACCUUAUUUUACGUAGGUGUUUGAUAAACUUGGUGCCUAAAUUAUGGUUUUUUGCUGAAAUUGUCGACGAAUAUGGGUAAAAUAAAAAUAUAGCAAGAAUAUGUGCUUGUCUUUCUGUAGAUGUCUUUCUUCUUUCAAAUUCUCCCUCAAUUCGAUAAAUUAAAAUAAAACGGAUGUUAUCCAUUAUUAACCUGAAUAUUUGUUUUCAGGAGCGGAUCCGGAGUGCAUUCAGGCCGCCGAGUCCGAUGGGUCUUGAAGCCGGUUCAGCGAGUUCGACGGCGGUGGCGUCGCGACUGUUCGCCCGUUCGCGGAAGAAUUCGUAUUCCUCGGAGCCGGAGCUCAUCCAGAUCGAUGGAAGUGCCAGCGAUCCCGCCGAUCCGAUGGGGAGUAUGGCGAUUGAGGUGAGUGGUUUUGAGAUAUUCGAGGAUUCUGAAGCUUUAGGAAAGAGAAGGGGUCAUAUCUCGAAGAUUUGUAUUCUACUUAAGGGAUGGAGCUAAUAUAAUAUGGAAGAGUGCGAAUCAUUUGUUUUUUCUAUAAGAAGGGUUUACAACCUCUCCAGCGGUAUUCUGGAACCUUCAAAGGCAACAGAUCCUAAUUUAGGUUAGAAUGCCAUUUUUUAUGUUAUACCUGAUUGAUUUAUACUGCGAACUUUUCUCAUGGUAGCUAGUGUAAUCCCAGCGAUAUUCCCUUGAAGUCAUUGUUUUCUUACACAAGCAUUACACUCUUUGAAAAGCUUCAAGUGGAUGUAUAUUAUCAUAAAUUAUGCAAAUGAGCUAAUGCCAAAAUUUGACCGCCGGCAGAUUAAUCAUUCCGCAAAUUACCUCGAGCGCACUUCUCUGUGGAUUUCCCUCUCUUUUUAUGAUACCCGUCAAUUGUGGCGUUAGAUUUAUAUCUUCACCCAUCAAGGAGAAGAAAAAAAAGUAUUUGUGAGGGAUAGGCGUGGAAAGCUGGGGUUUAUUUCGGUUCGAAAAGUUCGAAGAGAUAAGGAAAACAGCGUUCACUCGGUUUUUGUGUGGAUCUGACAUUUGGUUUAUGAGUCAUGUGUCAAAUCUCAAGGCCGUAAUCAAAGCGGCCGAAAACGAAUUAAUUAAAGCGGCUCUCGGAGGUGAUUCCAUAACAAAUGACGUGGAGAUUUAUGCCCUCUUUUUGUCAUUCUCUGGCUCGUCUUUAUGUCAUGAGAAUUUUCUUUCAUCUCCAACUGGGAUGGGCUGGAUUUUAGGAGGUUGUUUCAAAAAAAAAAAAAAAAAAAAUCAUUUUGGUACCUGGUACAAUAUAAUUCCAAAAAUUUUUUGUUGGAUGAUGGCUUAAUUCCUAUUCGAAAUAAAAGAGUAUGCUCUAAAAUAAUCUUUACUUCUGUUUUUACCCACCUUUCUGUGGUAAAACUCCUUUAUUUUGCCUCGUUAUUUAUCACCACCCACAUUUUCACUUUCUGGAAUGAAUAAUUUCCCCUUGAGGUCAAAAAAUCGUCCGUUUUAUGAUUCGUUCUGCCUGCGGAGUCUUACGUAUCGCCUCCCAUAAACGGAAGGGAUUCCCUCUCGCCCCCUCCGCUCCAAUUUUCUCGCCCCUCUUCAUCUACCUGAGCAGCUUUUUAUAACGAAAGCCAGGUACAUGAGACUCCCAGAGAGAGCGCUUGCCCUAAAGAGAGAGCGCCAGGGAUCGAGAAACGAGCGAGGCUUUGUUUUAAAAGUGCGCGAUUCGAAAAAUAAAAUUUUUUGGAGCGCUUUGUCGAGACUGGUCAAGUGUCAAAAAGCGGUUUUAAACGGUGUUGGAUUAGGCGGAAGGGAGGGCGACCAGUAUUGUUUUUUGAAAUUUUAAUGAGAGGAUAUGUUUGGCAGAGAGUAAUCGGGGAUUUAUUGAGCAAAAAAGGAAGUGGAGCUUUAUGAAAUUUUGGUAAAAUACGCCUCACUUCUCUUUUUUGGUAGUAAAUCGAGUUUUGAAGGGUUUAUUUGAUAAAUUCUAGCGUGUUAUGGAAGUAGGCGCAAUAUUUUUGCUGUAAAAACAACGUAACUGAAUCAUAACCGACUUUUUUCGACUUUACUCUCCGUAUUUUCGACGUUUCUGCUCGUUACGGAGGGUAUUUAACUCGAGGGUUAAUGGUUGGAGGCUGUUUAUGAGGUUCCAAGGAGUCUGUGAGAUUAUACAGUGGGUUAAAGGAAAAAUGAAGCUUUUUGGAUGGUAAGAAGUGCCGGGUACGAUAGUAAAAGAUGACAAGUUUCUUUUAGCUGUAACUCCACAGAUGGUUGAUUGUUUUUCUAUGGAUAACGAAAAACUAUCAACUCGCUGUUGUUUUAUAGCUAAUAGAAACUUGGCAUCUUUUACUAUCUUACCCUGUAUUGUUCAAGAGACAAAGUGCCGUGUUUUACCCGUCAAAAGGCAUAAUUCUUCUUUUUAAAACCAACUUUGCAGUCUGAUUGACUCUUCGGAUCAUAUAAGGAGGCUUCAACCGUUUACCCUUGGAUCAAUACCUUUUCCAGAAUUUUUGUAUCUUCCGUUGUUGAAAAUUGCGUUUCUAUAACAAAGUUCAUCAUAAAAUUCUUAUUGUUCUUUCAUCUACAAAUUAAUAUCACUUCUUUUUUUUCUCAAAAUCGAUUGGAAUUCCCUGAGGGAAAAUGGUUGCAUGCCUCCGAAACUAAUUUAUCAAACGAUUUGCUCGGAAUUUUUUGUACGAAAUUUGGGAAAAGGUGUGUUCCAACCAUUCUUUUUUGAAUCGCCUCGGGGGAAAACGGAGAAAUUUAAAAAAAUCCGAAAAAAUCGGCUGGAUUUAUGGAGAAAUGCGGAGAUUUUUCUGUUUGACGCUACUUUUUAUAACGUUUUCCGGUGCUUCCGAAACUGGGAUUGUUUUAAAGUGGCGAUUUUUAUUGGAAUUUUGUCUAGUUUGGCGUUAAGAUGAGUUAUUUUAUAUUAUACUUGACCAUAAUACAUAAAGUAAUAUAUAUGUGGUCCGAAAAUCGGAUUAUGAAACGAUUUCCCACAUAAAUAUGUCUUCCCAAUCACAUUUUCACCACAUUUUCUGCUCGAAAUUUGUUUGAACUUAUUUCUCGUUCGUUCAAAACAGUUGGAUAGUCUUUUUUUCGUCUAUCCCCACUUGAAAAGUUUUUCGAAAAUCGUGUCGAACGGGUUUUUGACGAUGUUUUGAUCCGAAGUAGCAGUUUUCCUUGACUUGUCAAUCGAUUUGGCCAAAUUUAUGGCAAAUUAUGAGAAAUUCCAAUUUUUUGAUUUGAUUUGCUUCGGUUUCUGAUGUUCUUGUCUAAGUUUCGGUCGAUUAUUAGUCUGUAAAAUCGUUUGAGUUUGAUUUGUUUUUGUUUACAAAUAGAAAUUUACAGGUGUUGGGUGGAAUUCGAUUUGAAGGCAAGCUUGGGUAUUAAUUCAUCUCAAAUAGGAUGAUUCUAGAUGAAGAAGAAGUUGAUCAGGUAUUAAAAAUUAAAUAUUGACGGGCAGAGAAGGUGGUAUUAGCAGUGUAAUUUAUUUUUAUGGUGGCUAAAAUACAGCAAAGAUUAGUAAAUUACAUAGACAAUCGAUUUUUUUGGGGAUUUUUUUAAUGAAAUUAGUUAUAAUUGACCCUAAUUUUCCAAUUUCAGCUGAGUUCCCUAUCAAAACGGUUGUCGGAAUGCCAAGAAGAGAAGAGUCUCCUCAAUGAGGAGCGAACCCGCCUCAGGGCAGACAAUAAUAUGCUCCAGGAACGCAUCCACAGCCUCGAAGAUCAGUUCGCGACGGCCGAAUCCCACUUCGAACAACGACUGGAGUCGGAAAAACAACGGGCCAAAGAAGCGAUUCAACGGGCGGAAAGGGAGAAACAAUUGGAAUUGGAGAAUCUGCAGUACAGAAAACAAGUCCUGGAAAGGGAUUUGGAGAAUGCGAGGAAGGAAUGCAAGAGGAUACAGGAAGAAAACGAUGAUUGGCAGAGCAGAUUCUCAAAACAGCAGAAUGAAUUGGAAGAGUACAAAAGGUUGAGUGAGGAACUCGAAAAGGAAAAGAAAUUGCUCAGAGCACAGUUUGAAACGUAAGCAGUUACUUUGAUAUCAAUUUUGGGGGAUUACUGAUCAUUUUAGUUUGAAAAAGUUGGACCUUGUACAUGACGAAGCCAUUUUUUUAAUUUUUUUUUGUUUUUUGAUUGAAGGCUAGAUUACAGAUGUUGUAUUUUUGGGUAUGAUGUUUUGAAAGGAGUGUCUUUCUUCUAGGAAAUUGAUUUGUAAUUGGAGUUUUGUUUUGGAAAUAUUAUUCUUCAGGGAUUUUCAUACAUUGAUUUUAAUUUUUUUAAAUCUUGUUUUUUUAGAUAUCGAAAAGAAGCAGAAGAAGAGCUUCAAGUUCAUCAGGAUCACCUGGAUCAGCUGUCUCAACAAACCGACGAAUUACGGGAAAUGCACAGCGGAACGAGGCAACGACAUGGAUCAGUGGACUUGGUAAGUGAAUUGAGGUCAUUAUAAAGCUAUUGAAUUUAUUUUUGAGGUCAAUUUGGACGAGAAAUUUUAUUAAAUUUGCUAUUGAUGUCACUAUUUUAGAUCCAAGAGCUCGAAAUGCGAUGUGAAUCGUUAAAACACGAAAAUAAAGAGCUCCGCGAGUCCAAUGAAGAACUAAAAGCCCAAAUCUUAACGCAAUCAGUGCAAUCUGGACAAAUGUUGCUGGCAAACGGACCGUCGUUGGCCGCGGAAUUGAGUGGAAUGGACUCGGAUGAGGUCGGUAGACUGGGAGCGAGCCCGGAUUCAACUCACGAAGCACUUCGGGUCGAGAAACAAGAGGUCUUUUUUCGUUUUUUUCUUCGUUUUAUGCUUUGCUUCGUGGUCUGGAUGUGUCGCGGACUGGGCUUCUUUGGCGUCAUGAAGCUGUUCUGGCGAGCCUAUUAGUGACAGGGUUACUGUAGUUUUUUUGUAGCGAAUUUUAAAGCCGUUGACGGACUUUCGAACCGGUUUUUAGCAUUUUUUUUCAAAAAUUUUUCAAAUUUCUAACAAGGAAAGUACUUCUAUGGGGUAUGGAGUUACAGGUCGAGUCAUAUAUCAAAAAAUUCGCAAAAUUUUUCUGAUUCAGAAUAUGUAAAAAUUAGCUGCCUAAUUUUAGUUUGUAAGGGCGAAAAAAUCCUCAGAACUUUUCUCGCAACACCAUGAAAAUGCGCAUUUUUUACAUUGCAACUGCUAAUUAAGGUGUAGUAUAAAUUAAAUUUGAUAUUUUAAAGCUUGUAAAGAUACCAGUGUUUACUUUAACUCAAAAACAAGCUUUUGAUUUGGUAAAAACUUGGUCAAAAAGGCAUUUGUGUGGUGUUUCGAGAAAAGUUCCGAGGGUUUUUUCACCCUUACAGACCAAAAUUAGGCAGCAAAUUUUUACAUAUUCUGAAUCAGAAAAAUUUUGCGAAUUUUUUGAUGUAUGACUCGACCUGUAACUCCACACCCCAUAGAAGUACUUUCCUUGUAAAAUUUUUCAAAUUUUUAUCCCAAAAAUUUCACCUCAAUUUACCCAAAGAAGCUCACUGUGAUCUCCAAUCUUUGUUAAUGUAAUAUUUAUUUCCUAACUUUUAUGUUUUGGUACAACCAACAAGGAACUUUUAAUAACAACUGCUUCUUUUUUCUGAGGGUUUCUUUCCUCCCUAUCGCUUAUUUAAAUUUCCGGUGUGCAUGGUGCUUGUGGUAAUGGUGCUAUUAGUUUUUAUUUUUUAUUUUUUUUGUUGGAAAAAUUAAUUUUUUGGGCAAAAAUUUUAUGUUGAAGUUGGACCGCUUCUGGCUUGAUUUUGGUUUGUUUGGUGCACUGUAACGUUGCGUUGAAGAAAGACCUUGAGUUUCAGAUGCGAUAACAGAGACCGGAGUGCGAGAGGGAGUACUAAUCAGGGUUGAAAAACUAAUUUUUUACCCUUGGUAACACAAAAAUAUAUUAGAAUUAAGCCAUUUCCUACGGAAAAACUAGGUUUUUAGCCGAGAAAUUACGAGUUUUAGUCGGAAAUUGAAUUAAAAUUGCUUUUAGGACAGUCUUUUACAUCUAUUAAUAUCUAAAAAUUACUUUUUAACUUCUAUUUUUGGUUAUUUACCCUAAAUUUUGUCGUUUUAGUUGAUGAAAGCCCUUCACGAACAAGAGCUCUGCAAUCAACACCUCCGCAAAUACAUCGAUGGAAUCUUGUUGCGAGUGGUCGAACUGUACCCCGAGAUCCUGGAAGUGGCCUCGUCUUCGUCGUGCCAUCAAAGCGAGCCCGAGAAAACGGUCUCGACAGCAACAACUGAAGCCCAUUGA